Messenger RNA from Cyphellophora attinorum, 1590 nucleotides. RefSeq lists its product as uncharacterized. The coding region runs from base 1 to 1590 and encodes 529 amino acids. The transcript is spliced from 2 exons. Lineage: Eukaryota; Fungi; Ascomycota; Eurotiomycetes; Chaetothyriales; Cyphellophoraceae. The record is from RefSeq and is a predicted model, not a curated record.
AUGGUAGAGACUCUUUGGCCGUCACCAGAUGUGAUAGCCUCGUGGCCCUCACCUAACUUCGUCGAUCCUGCCAACAGAGGUCCUGGGCUUAUAUACGUUGCCAUCAUCUUCACGACCGUAGGACUUUUCGUGGUGGCUGCACGACUCUACAGCCGAUACUUCAUAACAAAAGCUCCUGGGAUUGACGACUUUCUCAUUGUACUUGGCGCUGCCUUUGGAAUCGCAUUAUCUGUGAUCACAAUCAUUGGCAAUAAGACAUAUCAUUCAGGCUAUCAUAUAUGGGACAUACCCCUUUCUUUGGCACCUGGCUCCCGUCUGAACAGUUGGGUCGGCCAAUAUCUUUACCUCUGGGGAACUGGAUUUAUCAAAAUUUCUGUCCUAUUGUUUUAUCGUCGAAUUUCAAUCUCAUUCAAUCGACCGUUCUUCUGGGCAGUAUGGGCUGGCAUCGGCUACAAUGUCGCUCAGGUUGUGGCAUUUUCUGUCGCACUUCUAACGAUAUGUCAGCCCACGUCCGCAUACUGGUUGUCAUUCGAUCUUGUAUGGUUGAUCAAGCACAACGGGAAUCGCCACUGCACGUAUGAGGGCUGGUCGCUUACGAUGUCCGGCAUUUUCAGCAUUAUCGGCGAUCUCUAUGCCACACUUCUACCUUGUCUUCUCAUCAUGAACUUACGAAUGCCACGCCGGAAGAAGAUAGCCGUGGCUGUUUUGUUCGCUGCGGGCUUUGCAGUGGUGGGAGUUGGCAUUGGCCGGACGAUAAUGAUGAACCGUGUUGUUGAGCAUGACUACGAUUACACCUGGAUUCUCUGGGACGCUUGGAUCUGGUCUAUCACUGAGCUCUGGACUGGUCUCAUUGUUGCAAGCGCACCAAGUCUGAAGCCUUUCUUCAACAAGGUCCUCUUCGAGCCGCUUACAAGUGUCAUUAAUUCUAGCACUUUCUCUGCUUGGAGACAUAGAUCGACGUCAGUCAACGACGUUCGGCCGACUUCACACAAUGGUACCUCAUGGUCCUUCAUGCAGAACGAUAAGCCGUCCCGCCAGACGACAGAGACAGCCACCAUCCGAACAGAAAAUAGCGACUGCAUAUUCACAUUCCAGAAGCACGAGAUGAAGUGGCCUAUGCCUCCACUAUCGGUCGACAUGGAAAAAGGGGUUCAUGAUACUAUCCCCACAACUACAAAAAUGCUACCAGUCCCAGCCAUGGAAGGCUUCCGCUAUAUUGGUGGUGGACGCUGCUGGUCCACAGUAGGACCACCGCAACGGUCUUCCAGUCGACUGUCUAGCAACGUGGCAAGCAAGCGAGGCAGUGAUUUCCGAAAGGGCAUUGGCCAUCGGUACUUCAGGUCGACGGCUUCGUCGAGCAGCGGCCCAGGCAGCCCAGUAGAAUCACAACGACAUUCGAGGAGUGGUCAUAGCAGAAUCUCGUCGAUCAAUACCGACAUCUACUGCUCCCAGCCAAUCGCGCCACAUCUUGAGACACACAACGAACAAGAUGACAGGGAACAGCAAGUCGGUCAUGCUUUGAGCAUUGACCGUACCGUCGAGUGGGCAAUAGUGAACGAGGAGGAGUUCUGCGCUCGCCAACAGCUGUGA